Messenger RNA from Linnemannia hyalina, 1467 nucleotides. NCBI's taxonomy places the organism in Eukaryota, Fungi, Mortierellomycota, Mortierellomycetes, Mortierellales, Mortierellaceae. The record is from the annotation of a GenBank genome assembly.
AUGUCCAGCUACUCUUCUUCCUACGGUGGCGGCGGUGGAGGAUCUUCCUCCUACGUUAGCGGUGCCGGAGGCGCAUCCUCCUCUCGCCACGGUAGCUCCAGCUACGACAGAGGCACCGAUCGUUCAUACGACGACCACAGCAGACGCGAACGCAAGCCUUACGAGUCUAGCGACAGCCGCGGCGGCUACGGUGGAAGCAGCGGUGGAGGCGGUGGAGGCGGCUAUGGUGGAAGCAGCGGUGGCGGCUACGGUGGUAGCUAUGGUGGCGGCAGCGGUGGUGGCGGUGACAGGAUGAGCAACCUGGGCAACACCUUGGCCAGGCCCCAGUUCGAUCUGGCUACUAUGCCUCGUUUCGAAAAGAACUUUUACCAGGAGAACGCUGCGGUCACUAACAGGAGCCAGGCCGAUAUCGAUGCCUUCCGUGCCAAGCAUGAGAUGACCCUCUAUGGCCCCAACAUCCCCAAGCCCGUGGAGACGUUUGACGAAGCUGGCUUCCCUCCAUAUGUGUUGAAGGAGGUUCUCGAGAUGGGCUUCAAGGCCCCCACCGCCAUUCAGGCCCAGGGUUGGCCCAUGGCUCUUUCUGGACGUGACGUUGUCGGUAUUGCCGAGACUGGUUCUGGAAAGACCCUUGCCUACUGUCUUCCCUCGAUCGUUCACAUCAACGCCCAGCCUUUCCUGGAGCCUGGUGAUGGUCCCAUCGUUCUCAUUCUCGCCCCUACCCGUGAGUUGGCCGUCCAAAUCCAGCAAGAAUGCACAAAGUUUGGUAGCUCCUCGCGCAUCAAGAACACUUGCGUCUACGGAGGCGUUCCCCGUGGCCCUCAGAUCCGUGAUCUGUCCCGCGGUGUCGAGAUCUGUAUCGCUACCCCUGGACGUCUCAUCGAUAUGUUGGAGUCAAGAAAGACUAACCUUCGCCGUGUCACUUACUUGGUCCUGGAUGAGGCCGAUCGUAUGUUGGACAUGGGUUUCGAGCCCCAGAUUCGCAAGAUUGUUGACCAGAUUCGCCCUGACCGUCAGACUCUGAUGUGGAGUGCCACCUGGCCCAAGGAGGUCCAGCGUCUUGCUCAGGAUUAUUUGCACGACUACAUUCAGGUCAACGUCGGAUCCCUCAACCUCUCGGCCUCGCACAAUAUUACACAGUCCGUCGAGGUCUGCGCUGAGCAUGAGAAGCGCGGAAAGCUCAUCAAGCACCUCGAGCGCAUCAUGGACGAGCGUGAGCACAAGACUCUGAUCUUUACUGGAACCAAGCGUACUGCUGACGAUAUCACAAAGUACCUUCGCCAAGAUGGCUGGCCCGCGUUGGCCAUUCACGGUGACAAGGCCCAGAACGAGCGUGACUGGGUGUUGAACGAGUUCAAGGGCGGAAAGUCUCCCAUCAUGGUUGCCACCGAUGUCGCCUCUCGUGGAAUUGGUAAGUUCAUUUUAUCCUUUCCCUCUUAUUGUUUUUCGUGGAGCGCAACAGAGGCUUAG